Molecule: messenger RNA, 567 nt
Organism: Seminavis robusta
Lineage: Eukaryota; Bacillariophyta; Bacillariophyceae; Naviculales; Naviculaceae
Source: the annotation of a GenBank genome assembly
AUGGGCGGAUCCAACCACAAUCAGAAUCUCAACGGCAAGGCAUCGGGAGCUUCCUCCGUGUUUUGCAAGCGAAAGCCAGCGUUCAAGAUCCGAGUGGACGGUCUCAAGAAGCGUGGGAUUCCCUCCAACAGCAGCAGUAGUACUUCCGCCAAGCCCAAGAAGAGCGUCCGUAUCGCCGAGAACCGAAACACGGUCCUCUUUCGUCAUGUACUCGAGAGUGAGCUCAAGCAGACAUGGUACGAGACCAAGGACUAUUGCGACUUUAAACGAGACAGCAAGGGGACAUUGAAUGCCUUGCACAUGGCUCAGGGACAGCUCUGCUUGCUGAAUCCCCAACAACACUGUAUUCGCGGAUUGGAAGCUCAUGUAUCAGCGCACAUCUUGGCGUUGCGCAAGACACGGAUCCGAUCCAGCGUACAGGUCGUCCUCGAUCAACAGAAUGUGCAACGAUAUCAUGGAGUGAAGGAUCCCAACGUGGUUGCUGCUGUUUCCAGAAUGUUCUCCAAACAAUCACGGCAACAUGCAUUAUCCAUGGGGGCUCUAGAUACCACCCUACGAGGAUAUUGA